This is a messenger RNA of Pestalotiopsis fici W106-1, 240 nucleotides long. RefSeq names its product Dolichol phosphate-mannose biosynthesis regulatory protein. The coding region runs from base 1 to 240 and encodes 79 amino acids. Gene Ontology annotation, biological process: GPI anchor biosynthetic process. NCBI's taxonomy places the organism in Eukaryota, Fungi, Ascomycota, Sordariomycetes, Amphisphaeriales, Sporocadaceae. Gene Ontology annotation, cellular component: endoplasmic reticulum membrane; dolichol-phosphate-mannose synthase complex. The record is from RefSeq and is a predicted model, not a curated record. Gene Ontology annotation, molecular function: enzyme regulator activity. The transcript is spliced from 2 exons.
AUGCUUGUGGCCGCCUCUGUCGUCUUUCUUUACUAUACCAUCUGGACGCUGGCAAUGCCCUUUGUCGAUGCAGACCACCCCCUUCACAGCAUCUUCCCGCCGCGCGUCUGGGCCAUUCGCAUCCCCGUCAUCUUGGUCCUUCUCGGCUCCGCUGUCGUGGGCUCCUUCCUCAGUGUUGUCAUGAUCCGAAGCAACCGCAAGAAGGCUGCAAAGGCUGCCGCUGCCAAGAAGAAGGCUUAA